This is a messenger RNA of Talaromyces stipitatus ATCC 10500, 831 nucleotides long. RefSeq lists its product as uncharacterized. NCBI's taxonomy places the organism in Eukaryota, Fungi, Ascomycota, Eurotiomycetes, Eurotiales, Trichocomaceae. The coding region runs from base 91 to 780 and encodes 229 amino acids. Gene Ontology annotation, biological process: mycotoxin biosynthetic process. The transcript is spliced from 4 exons. The record is from RefSeq and is a predicted model, not a curated record.
GAAACAACAAAGUUCAAAGGCUCAACAUCUAGAAUUGAUACUUUUGGCAGUGUCGACUGUUCAUCAAGAAUUCUUUAGCCAAGAUUCACAAUGAGAUCAUCUAACAUCAAAGCCAUUUAUCAGGCAUUGGCCAACAGCGAAGAUGAGGAUUCUUCUUCAAUUUCACCCGGUAAAAACCGACUCGCUAUGGACAAGCAUCUCUUGUGCCUGAUGGUUAUCAUUUUAUUUACCUGCGUGGGCUAUUUUCUUGGACAAGCCACUCUCAGCCGUGGAUGCAAUGAGACGUAUUCUGGUCCGACGAUUCCGCUCGCCAUUCAAAGAAAGGUUUUUCAAUACAACCGGACCUUCGGCGCUGAUCCUGGGAUUGAUAGCAAUACACAAGCGGCAUGGGACUCGCUUGUUCCGCUCGGUCAAGGGACUGUACGUUACCCUGCUGGCAGCAAACAACUCUACACAUUGUCUGUAGUGCACCAACUGCAUUGCCUGUGGUCUAUCCAUCAGAACUACUAUAGAUCCACGCAUAUGCAUAUGGACCCUGAAAGGCUAGACGACGAUGACGACGACGACGACUACGCCGAACACACAAUGAGUCACAUGCGUCACUGUUUUGACUACCUGCGGCAGAGCCUGAUGUGUGCAGCCGACUCCUCUUUAGAGCCUGUUGACAGCAUGCUAGGCGGAGUUACUGGUUGGGGAAAUGAACGAUUUUGUCGUGAUUAUGCUGCAUUAGUAACAUGGGCCGAAAAUCGCAGGGUGAGCAAUAUAGGGGGGUUCUCUUGAUUUAGUUAGAAAAGCCACUAUGUAAUGACAUUUACUUCUGGCCCGCAGCAA